AUGGUAUCGUCAACGGAUGACCUGCUUGUCAAUAAUCACAGGCGACAUGCAAAAGCAUUUCACGACCUCGUGUCUACUCUAGACGAACUAAUGUUAUGGAAUCAUCUCAAUGAACUUUCAGAAUUGACCGAAUCAUCAAUCGAAAAUCUUUAUGAAACCGAGGUGAUCCCCAGCAUUGAUAACGAUGCUUUACUGAUCCAUAAUUUGAGCAUUUCGGAGAUCAUUACAGAGGACAAGAAUUAUGAUAAGCUGGAGAUGUUGUUUAAGACGAAAAAUACAAUCAAAGUGCUUGAGAAUAUGAUCAUUACCCGAAAUAGAUUAAAUGAGAUAUCAAUAAGCCAUGCUUCAAUGAUUGCUGAGAGUUACGAUCAAAGAUCGGAGAACAUUGAAGAUUUUCAAGGAAGUGACAAAAGUGGGAUGAUUUUGAAAAAUUUGAUUGACCAACGGGAAAUGCAGUCUAGCCAUUUAGCUCGAAGUAAAAAAAAAGAUGAGAAGGAACAUGAUGAGAAGAAUACUAAUGGAAGUAGAAAAACUACUGGCUUCCCAAAUUCAAUUAAAAGUCGCAGCUCAUUAGCCUUUGAGAAUUCUUGUACAUCGGUCGAUCAACUACUUUAUUUACAAGACGAGAACCGCAAACUUUAUCAAAAUGUGAUUGAAAAGCUGCAAAGUUUGAAGAAGUUGAAUAAACAACAUUAUGAGCAGAAGGAGAAGGAAUAUCGGGAGUCUGUCAAGGAGAUGCUGGCUAAUAUAGAUGCCCAAGAGUCUUUAAAAUUGGAAAUUAAGCAAGAACAAGAGGAACUUGCCAGGUCUAAAGUCCGGUCAGCUGUGUUAUCCGAAUUCAUAACCGCAUUGAUAGCCAGCUCGGGAGUAAAUUGGAGUGAUGAUGAUUUUGUGAAAGACUUGGUCUUGUAUUGUGGUCAAGAAUAUGUUGACGAAGAAGAUGAGGAUUAUGAUGAGGAUGAGAGCGAUGGAAGUGAAGAUUACAGUUUCAAAAGUGAAGAUGAAGUUGAAGUUGAUGAUGAUAAAAGUGAAAAUGAAAGCUAUGGUGACUGA
Molecule: messenger RNA, 1053 nt
Organism: Saccharomycopsis crataegensis
Lineage: Eukaryota; Fungi; Ascomycota; Saccharomycetes; Ascoideales; Saccharomycopsidaceae
Exons: 1
Coding region: 1-1053 (350 amino acids)
Biological process (GO): kinetochore assembly
Cellular component (GO): kinetochore
Source: RefSeq, a predicted model, not a curated record